AUGUCUGCUAUUGACACGGCACUCCUGCCCCCUGCUUUGUUUGAGCAAAGGGAAAAGGCUAACCACCAGCAGCAGCCACAUUCUCAAACACAGCCUCAGCCACAUCACCAGCAUAAACAGCUCCAGCGCCAGUGGCUGGAAAGCCAAAUUUCCCUUACACACGAGACACCUUUUGCAGACUCGCAGCCGUGCAGAUACCUCUUCCCACCUAUCUUCCCUUGCCACUACAAGCUCCAGCGGGCCGGGUUUAUGGGCGUCUGGGUUGGGCUGCAUGCGGCGCUUCUGGCGUACUUUCUGGCAAAGAACGCGACCAAGGACUGGACGGAUGGCCUCAACUUGGCUUCGCAAUAUGGCAUUCUUGCGUCGGUAAUGGGAAUACUCCUGGCCAUGUCGCCAACGUUCAUUGGCCUCUUGCGCUCCACGCCCCUCGACCGAAUUUUCACCUUUGAAAAACGCACACACGCGCACAAAUUCAUGUCCUACAUUCUCUUUGUGUGGACCAUCGUUCACUCGUCACUGCACUACUGGACUGGCGUCAGGUAUGCUGACUCAGUCCAUACCUCUCACCUGUGGGUCUUCUGGCAGGACCAGCUAGGUAUCACCGGCCAGCUGAUGUGGAUAUUUUUCAUGUUCAUCGGACUGGCUGCCCUGCCCGUCGUGAGGCGGCUUUACUACGAGGUGUUUUACUACAUCCACCAUCUUUAUUUGGUAAACAUUGUCAUGUUGUACUUGCACUCGCAAAACGGCAAGGCAACUCGCUACAUCACGGGACCGCUGGUCAUCUUCGUUUGUGACUAUGUGUACCGCAGCUUGCGCAGCUAUCCCCUGAUCUGGAGCCGCCGUGCGCGUAUCCGGUACAUCAAGUUCCAUUCAAGUGACGUCGUGGAGAUUGGGUUUGAUCGCCGCGAGUUACUGCAGCACACGCGUAUCGGGCAGUACGUCAAGAUCUGCGUCCCAGAACUUGGGAUAUUCCAGUGGCACCCGUUUACGCUGACUGCAACGCCAAAUGAGACAAGGGUCAUGGCUGACGGAAAGGCCCGCGGCAUCUGGCGAAUCCACUUCAAAGUCACUGGAGAUUGGACCCGCAAGUUUUCACAGCGCCUUCAAAAGGUUGCGGCCGGCGGUGAUGCCUACACCAACAACUUCAACCAGGAGGCGCGCAUCGGCAGGGUAGUCAAUGACGCCAUUGUACCAGAGAUUGUGCCAAUGUCAACCCAAGGCGAGUACGAGGAAGACUAUAUCAUGGCCAUUGCCAACAUAAUUGACUCUGGGGACCCAGUCGCUGCUGCUGUUGAGCAGGACCCAUAUACUGCCAAUAGGGCUGUUCUACAGAGGGCCGAUGGAUCGGUGCGGGUGCACGCUGUCGGGGUCGCAAUGGCCAACAUUACUGCAUUGACGCUUGGAAACAGCGACAACGCACACGAUAUUACGAGCCCUCUGGGAAGUAACCAGGGGUGCCGCAUGGUGCUCGCGCCAAAGAAGAGCGAGUUUGACGACAAAUCGGUGAUAAGCAGCAACAACAGCAUUUUCGACGAUGCUUGGUUUGAUCCUGAUGUUGGUGGCGCUCAGAGGCAGGCCAUGCUGCCGACUAUCCUCGUGGAUGGGCCCUAUAACGCGCCAAUGGAGUCCUUCUUCGACCACCAGGCAAGCAUUAUAUUCGCAGCUGGAAUCGGUAUCACGCCCUACAUUUCAGCACUUGACCGUGUUCUGGAGAUGUGCGCCGACAACAUACCGACGCGCACGACGCACUCGUCUCGUGAAGACUUGCUUCCGCAGUCGGUCUAUCUGGUGUGGGUCUUCCGCGACAUAUCGCUGCUCAGCCUUAUACUGCCUACGCUGGAGCGGCUGCGUUCGGACGCACGUGCCCGCAAUAUCGUCGUACCUUGCCUGUACCUCACUGGCCCGGUGGACGCCGAUCACGAGAGUACGACCAGCGAUGUUUUUGGCAGGCAGAUGGUCAAGCUCUCCAACGGCAUCCGCAUCUCGCAGGGCCGGCCGCCAAUCGCGCGCAUGGUUUCGUUCAUGGCCGGGAAACACCCCAACACCCGGAUCGGCGUGUUCUGCUGUGCGUCAAAGAACAUGACCUCGCUGGUGCGCUCCUCAGUGCAUGAUACGAACGCAGCAGUUGCGCCGCGGGGCACACACAUGGAGAUGCGCGCCGAGUGCUUUUCAAUGUGA
Molecule: messenger RNA, 2178 nt
Organism: Kickxella alabastrina
Lineage: Eukaryota; Fungi; Kickxellomycota; Kickxellomycetes; Kickxellales; Kickxellaceae
Exons: 1
Coding region: 1-2178 (725 amino acids)
Cellular component (GO): plasma membrane
Molecular function (GO): oxidoreductase activity
Source: RefSeq, a predicted model, not a curated record